This is a messenger RNA of Xenia sp. Carnegie-2017, 1991 nucleotides long. RefSeq lists its product as uncharacterized. Lineage: Eukaryota; Metazoa; Cnidaria; Anthozoa; Malacalcyonacea; Xeniidae. Bases 157 to 1563 code for a protein of 468 amino acids. The transcript has 3 exons. The record is from RefSeq and is a predicted model, not a curated record.
AUAAAAUGACAAGUCAUGUAAAUAAGAAGCUGACGACUUAGCGUUCUUUCGUUUUCAAAUCGUUGAAAUCAUUACUCCUGGAGUAACAUUAAGACAUUUUGGGGCGACUAACAUUGAGUACCUUGUUGUUUAAACAGAACUUUGGUAUCGUCAGAAAUGUACUCGUUGCAGUUUAUUAUACUGAAUAUAAUUUUUGAGCUGAUGUCAAUAGUACCAAGAGUGGUAUGCACUAGUACAGUGACCUUACCAACUGCAAGCUUUACUCACUUGAAAUCAUCUCUUUCAUCCAUAAUUUCAUCGCCUCCAUCAAAUACUUUUGAUCAUCAACAAUCAACAUCAUUAAAUUAUACUACAAAUCUCUCAUCUUCAAAACUUGCGAUUCCUUUUCCAACAUUAGUAGUUAGUAGCAUUGUGGUGUCAGACUAUGUAACUGUAUCACCUAAUCAAGUAUAUGGUGUUAACCAGUCAUUAAUUUUAGCAAUGGCAUCUUCUCAAACACAUACAACUAUUCAGUCAAAUUUUUCAAAACAUUCAAUAAAUUCAUCUUCUAACUACACAGUAAAUACAACAAAAAAAGUGAUGGUGCCUGCUAACAAAUCCUUUUCUUCACACUCAUCACAAAGAAUGACUUCAUCAGUUUCAAAUCUUUUCUCCUCAUCUUUUAAAGUAACACCUACUUCAACUUUAGUCAACAUUUCUAAAUUCACUUCCAUGAGCCAGAACAAAUCAAUGAUGCUGAUGAGCACACCAACGAUUUUGAUGAACACAUCAACCACUAACAACAGUCAAAUGUCCAUUAUGGCUACAAAUCAAUCUUCAGCCAAAUCAAUGAUGUUGACGAGCACACCAAUGAUGUUGACGAGCACACCAACAAUUUUGAUGAACACAUCAACCACUAACAACAGUCAAAUGUCCAUUACGGCAACAAAUCAAUCUUCAGCCAAAUCAAUGAUGUUGACGAGCACACCAACGAUUUUGAUGAACACAUCAACCAUUAACAACAGUCAAAUGUCCAUUGCGGCUACAAAUCAAUCUUCAGCAAAAUCAACUGUUGUGACAAGCACACCAACGAUUUUGACAAGCACACCAACGAUUUUGACAAGCACACCAACGAUUUUGACAAGCAAAUCAAGACCCACUGAUUAUAGCCAAAUGUCCUUUUCUAUGACAAUAAAUCAAUCUUCAGUCAAAUCAAUGAUGCUGAUGAGCACACCAACGAUUUUGAUGAACACAUCAACCACUAACAACAGACAAAUGUCCAUUACGGCUACAAAUCAAUAUUCAGCCAAAUCAAUUGUUGUGACAAGCACACCAACAAUUUUGACAAGCACAUCAAGACCAAGUAACUACAGCCAAAUGUCCAUUUCGGUUACAAAUAAUCCUCCAACCAAAGGUGGUGAAAACAAACUAUUGAUAAUUGGCUUGGCUGUUGGACUCCCCCUUGGUAUAGUUUUGAUUAUAGUUGUGAUUGUUUUCUACCGAAAGAAACGCGCAUCGAAUCAAUAUAACAUAUUUUAUGACGAACAAAAUAUCGUCAUGCAUCCUUUUGAUUAUUCUAAAUAACUGCAAGGAGUUCUUUCAUUUCUUCGAAGGAAUGCUCUUACUGCUAAAAUGCCUUCAUUCAAUUCAUUUGUUUAUAAAAGUGUUUUUCAUCGUAUUGUAUGCCUGUUAUUAAAGUAAUCGAGUCUUUCGAGUGCGUUUGAUCGUAAAAGUAAGCAACAAACAAACGGCUGUAUUUAAGAGUUUAGGCGGCGUGGUAGAUUAUUUUGAUGAACUUAUACAUUAAAUAAUAUAUAUUAAAUAAUUCAGUGUCUGGUAUCAAUGAGGUGGGAAAUUUAAGUUAACAAUCGAAGAUUUUGAAGGUUGAUAUGCCUUCAAAAUGACUUGGAAGGAUAUUGCAAACGAGUUCUAGAAUUUAAUUUAUAUUUUAGUUAUAACUUAUUUCACAUGGCACUUUAAGUCGUUUGUUGUGUUAAAAUAUUUAAAAAGUA